AUGGCAGCCACCCUCUGUCAAGUGCUGGGCUUCAUUCUGAGUUUGAUAGGUCUGGCGGGAAUAAUUGCAGCAACAGGGAUGGACCAGUGGGCAACGCAAGACCGACUCGACGACAUUGUGACUUCUGUGUUCUAUUCCUCGGGCCUGUGGAGAUCGUGUGUGCAGCAGAGCUCCGGCUUCGCAGAGUGCCGACCGUAUUUCACCAUCCUGGGGCUGCCAGCUCUGCUUCAGGCCGUUCGCGCCCUGAUGAUUGUUGGUAUUGUUCUCGGAGCCAUCGGCUGCCUGAUCGCCAUUUUUUCCCUGAAGUGCUUGAAAAUGGGGAACAUGGAGGACAACAUGAAAGCGACAAUGUCUCUGACAUCUGGGAUUAUGUUUCUUCUUGCAGGUGUCUGCGGCAUCGCCGGGGUGUCGGCCUUCGCUAACUUGAUUGUGCAGAGUUUUCGGUUCACAACAUACGCCGAGGGUGGGUUCAGUAUGUUUGGAGGAGGGGGUGUUGGCGGACUUUCAGGAAAUCUCGCUCCAAGGUACACUUUUGGCCCCGCUCUUUUCGUGGGCUGGAUCGGCGCAGCUAUCCUGGUCAUUGGAGGCAUCCUGAUGUGUCUGGCCUGCCGUGGGAUGACUCCAGAUAAUCGGCAACGGUACGACGGGAUGGUCUACAAAGUCCCCUCUCACCACACUAUCUACAAGUCUGACAGACCCCGUCCAGCCUACAACGACUCCUACAAGGCCCACAGUAUGGACGGACCUCAGUCCAACCAGAGAUUCGACUAUGUGUAGAAUCAUUUCACUCUUGUAGAUACCUCUCUUUUAUAUUUUGCCACUCUGUGAUGAUUCAGCAUUUUUCUCUUGUUUUAUCGUAUUAAUGGAAGAAUGGUUGUUUAUUUUUUUUUAUUUCUCUCUAAUUUGCCUAAACUGCUAAACAUCUAGGGUUGCAACGGUAUGAGACUUUCACGGUACUGUCUCAGGAAAUAUUAAGGUAUAACAGUAUUACAGAAUUAUUAUUAUCAGUUACAAUGAUCCUUAAAGGAAUGAAAACACAAAGGUACUUUUUAGUUAAACAAAUGUUUUAUUAUUGUAACUGAAACUUCAAACCAUUUUUUAAAAUUAAAGUAUGUUUAAAAACUCUCCCUUCUGAACAUAACUUAAAUUAAGGUUAUAUUCUCUGCAUUUUUCCCAAUACUGUCAUUAAGUAAUUAUACAUGGUAUGAUAUGUGAGAAUUUACAUACCACAAUUAACCUUGAAACCAAUAUACCACCGCAACCCUUUAAACUUCUAUGGUGUUUU
This is a messenger RNA of Epinephelus moara (kelp grouper), 1285 nucleotides long. RefSeq names its product claudin-18-like. Gene Ontology annotation, cellular component: plasma membrane; bicellular tight junction. The coding region runs from base 1 to 777 and encodes 258 amino acids. The transcript has 5 exons. Gene Ontology annotation, molecular function: structural molecule activity. Lineage: Eukaryota; Metazoa; Chordata; Actinopteri; Perciformes; Serranidae. Gene Ontology annotation, biological process: cell adhesion; bicellular tight junction assembly. The record is from RefSeq and is a predicted model, not a curated record.